This is a messenger RNA of Manihot esculenta (cassava), 2134 nucleotides long. Its product is annotated as lysM domain receptor-like kinase 3. Gene Ontology annotation, molecular function: ATP binding; transmembrane receptor protein kinase activity. Bases 170 to 2008 code for a protein of 612 amino acids. The record is from RefSeq and is a predicted model, not a curated record. Gene Ontology annotation, biological process: protein phosphorylation; innate immune response. The transcript has 10 exons. Lineage: Eukaryota; Viridiplantae; Streptophyta; Magnoliopsida; Malpighiales; Euphorbiaceae.
AAACAAGCAAAAGCUUGAAGAUCAAUCUACAACUUUAAUUUAUUAGCAUUUGGUAAUGGAAAAUAUUACAAUGAAAAACAUGAUAAAUCAGUAUCUAUCAUUUUGUGCUCAUUUGAUAUCAGAACUUAAAAAUUUUAUGUUCUUCAUCCCAUCUCAUUGAUUUUCUGUCAUGAAGAUGGCUUCACAAAAUCACCACCUCCUCUUCUUCCUCCUCUUAGCUACUUUUUUUACUAAUGUUAUCUCCUUCAAUGUUGUGUCUAAGGCAAGCCUUAUGUACCCUCUUAGUUGCUCUCAACAAAUUUAUACAUGCAAUUCCUAUCUAUAUCACAUCUCUGAAGGGCUUACCAUAGAUCAAAUAGCCUCUUUCUACUCAGUGAACGCAUCCGACAUUCAACCCAUCAGCCAUGGCCUCAAACAGGACUAUCUUGUAUCUGCUCCUUGCACUUGCAAAGAUGUAAACGGCACCCGAGGGUAUUUCUACGACACCUCUUAUGGAGUACAGGCAGGUGACACAUUCAUGAACAUCACCAGGGUGCUCUAUAGCGGCCAAGCUUGGAAAGUUGCGAAUGAAGAGGAGUUAUUUGUUGCUGGAGAUAGGAUCAGUAUUCACCUUUUAUGCGGAUGCAUUCAAGUGCAGUCUCAAGAGAUAGUGACAUACACAGUUCAAGAGAAUGAUACACUGUCAGGAAUUGCAGAACUCCUUUCAGCAAACUUAAGUGGAAUCCAGGGUUUAAAUGAAAGACUCACUCGAAAUCCUGGUUACAUAGAUGUGGGAUGGGUGCUAUUCAUUCCCAAGGAGAAGAAUGGAGUUCAAGCACAGAAGCGAGGAAAAAGAGCCCAUUUGACAAUUAUCCUUGCCGUAUUGUCGGCUGUCAUAUUAUGUUCAGUAUGCACGUUCAUUCUAUUCCUGAUCAAGAGAAUCAGAAACCAGAAAAAUGGAGAUCACCUAAAAUCUGUCAACAAAUGCCAAAGUCCUUCAAGAAUUUCCUUAAAGAGCCAGUUUCGGAAAAAUGACAUUGAAGGUGUCACCUUUGAAUCUGAAAGGCCAGUCGUAUAUAGUGUGGAUGAGAUUGAAAAGGCCACAAGAAACUUCGAUAUGAGCAUGAAAAUUGGAGAGGGUGGAUAUGGGAGCGUGUAUCUUGGUUUUUUGAAAGAAAGGGAAGUUGCAGUAAAGAAAAUGAAGUCUAGCAGAUCGAAGGAAUUCUAUGCAGAGCUCAAAGUGUUGUGCAAGAUACAUCAUAUUAAUGUGGUGGAGCUGCUGGGAUAUGCAAGUGGGGAUCAUCAUCUUUAUCUACUCUAUGAGUAUAUUCAGAAUGGGUCUCUCAGUGAUCACCUUCAUGACCCUCUGCUAAAAGGUCACACCCCACUUUCAUGGACUGCAAGAGCACAAAUAGCAGUCGAUGCUGCAAAAGGAAUUGAAUAUAUUCAUGAUCACACGAAAUCACAGUAUGUGCACCGGGACAUAAAAACAAGCAACAUUCUGCUUGAUCAGGGGCUAAGGGCAAAGGUGUCAGAUUUUGGGCUGGCAAAGUUGGUAGAACGAUCAAAUGAAGAAGAGUUCAUAGCAACGCGCUUAGUUGGAACACCAGGUUACAUUGCUCCUGAAUCUGUGCGUGAGCUACAAAUGACUUGUAAAACCGAUGUCUUUGCAUUCGGAGUGGUUCUAGCAGAGCUCAUCACUGGUCAGCGUGCUCUCAUACGUGAUACCAGGGAACCAAACAAGAUGAGGGCACUGGUCACAAUUAUAUUGACAAUAUUCAAGAAAGAAGACAUUGAGACUGCUUUGGAAGCUAAUAUAGAUGGUAAUCUACGAGGAAGCUACCCCAUGGAAGCAGUCUGUGAGAUGGCAGAAACAUGUAGGAGAUGUUUGAGUGAAGAUCCAUUAAAUCGACCAGAGAUGCGAGAAGUUGUGCAGACACUCUCCCAGAUCUUGACCGCCUCAAUGGAGUGGGAAGCGUCACUUGGGGGAAGCAGCCCAGAGUUUACUGGGGUAUUUGUUGGAAGAUGACUAAGUUUAUUCCAGCCCAAUUACAGCAGGAAUUUUAUAGUGGUGAAGACUGAAGAUUAAUAUAAUAAGAUUAGUUACAUGGCCUUGUGGAGGUUAUUAAAUUUUUUAAUUUUUAAUUAUAUAAAA